Messenger RNA from Drosophila kikkawai, 4841 nucleotides. RefSeq names its product trinucleotide repeat containing adaptor protein gawky (gene gw). Gene Ontology annotation, molecular function: protein binding; RNA binding. Gene Ontology annotation, biological process: positive regulation of nuclear-transcribed mRNA poly(A) tail shortening; miRNA-mediated gene silencing by inhibition of translation. The record is from RefSeq and is a predicted model, not a curated record. NCBI's taxonomy places the organism in Eukaryota, Metazoa, Arthropoda, Insecta, Diptera, Drosophilidae. Gene Ontology annotation, cellular component: nucleoplasm; P-body.
UUUGUCGACCAGGUGGCAGCACUGCAAGCAAAAUCAUAUCUGUGUGCGCGUUUCGUUGAAAACACUAGUAACUUGUACCGUCCCCGUCGUAAACCCUCAAAAACUUGAAAUUACAUCAAAAAUUACUCUGAAAAGAGAGAAACCAAGCAUAAGGAACAAACAUUCUGGGAGUUUUCAUUUGAAAAAUUGCAAUUGCCAUCUAUAAUGACGUUUUCAACCAAUUUAAGGCUGGAAUAGUUGAUGAACCAAAAGAUCAGCAGUUGAAGUUGGAGCAUUUUAACACAAUGCGCGAAGCACUAUUUUCCCAAGAUGGCUGGGGUUGUCAGCAUGUCAAUCAGGAUACCAACUGGGAAGUACCCAGUUCGCCAGAACCAACCAAUAAGGAUGCAACUGGAGGACCGCCCAUGUGGAAGCCAAGCAUUAACAAUGGCACCGAUCUGUGGGAGUCCAAUUUGAGAAAUGGCGGUCAGCCAACGGCUCAACAAGUUCCAAAGCCAUCAUGGGGUCAUACGCCAUCGUCCAACUUGGGCGGAACUUGGGGUGAAGAUGAUGAUGGAGCGGACAGUAGCAGUGUUUGGACGGGCGGGUCAUCGGGAAUUAAUAACGUCUCCGGAUCUGGACCGACAAUAGGCCAAGUCGUGAAUCAAGGUGGUGGUGGUGGUGGAGUUAAUGUUGGAUCCAGUGGUGUUGUUGUCUCAUCUGGCGGACCACCGCAGUGGGGCCAAAAUGUGAUCGGAGUCGGACUUGGAGCAGGCGGUGCUAGUGGCUCUGGGAACCUAGCAGGAACUCCAGCAGGAGUCGUUCCCGGUAACGGCGGAAGCAAUGCUACCAACACAGGGAACGGUUGGGGCGAUCCUCGUGAAAUUCGUCCCUUGCCUGGAGGAGGUGGUGGGGGAAACAGCGCUGGCGCCGGUUCGAUGGAUAUUCGAAGUGUGGUGGUGGAUCAUCGUGGCGGCAAUGGGAGUGGAGGAGGAGGAGCAUCUUCCAACGAUCCUCGUGAUAUUCGCAUGAUUGUUGAUCCCAUGCGUGAUCCUAUACGCGGUGAUCCCCGAGGAAUCUCUGGUCGUCUUAAUGGCACCUCCGAAAUGUGGGGACACCAUGCUCAAAUCUCGCAUAGCCAAAAUAUGCAAAAUUUGAAUAAAAUGGCAGCUCCAGCUGGAGUUGGAACCACAGCUGCAGGAGGAGGUCCUGGUACCAAUUCUGUAUCAAGCAAUAUAGCCACGCAGUGGGGUCCACCCACCCAAGGCGUUGGCGUUGUGAAAGACAUAUCGAAGCAGAUAUCUGGAUGGGAAGAGCCAUCGCCACCGCCACAGAGACGAAGUAUUCCCAACUAUGAUGAUGGAACCUCCUUGUGGGGACAACAGCAGCAGCAGCAAGGUCGUGUUGUCACCGCUGCUGCUUCCGGCGUCGGUGGCCAUUGGAAGGAUAUGACGGAUUCAAUUGGUGGACGUGGCAACCACUUAAUGCGUGGCAAUGUUCCAACAGUAGGUGCCAAUCCCAUGACCAAUGUAGGUGGACCCCAAUCUCGAUUAGCAGCACAGCAUAAACCGGAAGGUAAUAAUAUGUGGAUGCAGGGCGGUGGCGUUAGAAAUCCUCCAGGGGUGGUGACCAAUACUUGGGGCGAUGAUGGCCAUGGCGCAACCAGUAGUGUUUCCUCUGGGAACAAUUGGUCAGAUGAGAAGGGUAAUCAAUCUUGGAGCGAUUGGGGAAGCAACAACAAGCCAAGCAAGGCAUCUGCAUCCGGAUGGAGUGGUGCCGGUGUAGGAUCUAUCGAUGGUGUAGUGGAACUCGGCAAUGAUUGGAAUCCACAUGGUGUUGGUGUUGGUGGAAUCAUUGGGAAAACUCAACAACAACAAAAGCUCGUUGGAAUGGUUAAUGUGAUCAAUUCGGAUAUGAUUAAGCAAAGCAAACAGUAUCGAAUACUCGUCGAGAAUGGCUUCAAAAAAGAGGAUGUGGAACGGGCAUUAAUCACAGCGAAUAUGAAUAUUGAGGAGGCAGCGGAUAUGUUACGUAUUGGAACAUCCUCAUCAUCAUCUUUGGUCAUGGACGGGUGGCGGCGACAGCAGCAACACGAUGACGGGCUUGUCGGAUCCGCCUAUUCUGAUCACUCGGGCUCAGCGACAGGAGGGAGUGGUGGAGGCGGAUUCGCUGGACGAUAUCCAGUUGUUGGCAGUGGAGGACAGCAGCCUUCAAUGGGAUUUUCACAUAAUAAUCCAAUGAAUAAUAUGGGUAAUACAGUUGUUACUGGCGGUGGCAACAACAAUGCCAACAAUAUGACUGCAUUACAAGUGCAAAAGUAUUUAAAUCAAGGCGGAGGACCACUUGUCCCUCAAUCGGUUGUUGGUAAUGCGGUAUCCUCGGUGGUAUCUGUGGGUUUCGGUGGCCAACAGAAUACAUCAAGUGCUGCAGGAGUGGUCGGAGGAGCAGGAGUUGGAGUUGGAGCAGGAGCAGGGGCAGGUGUAGCUCCUGUUAAUAUAACAUCGGCAAAUACAAAUAAUCAACAGCCAUCGGGCCAGCAGAUACGAAUGCUUGGCCAGCAAAUACAAUUGGCCAUUCACAGUGGCUUUAUAUCCAGUCAGAUAUUGACACAGCCGCUAACACAAGCGACAUUGAAUCUGUUGAAUCAACUACUUAGCAAUAUUAAACACCUUCAAGCAGCCCAGCAGUCGUUGGCCCGUGGCGGAAAUGCAAAUCCAAUGGCGGUUAAUGUAGCCAUUUCCAAGUACAAACAGCAAAUUCAAAAUUUACAAAACCAAAUAAAUGCACAACAGGCAGUUUAUGUUAAGCAACAACAACUACAGCAGCAAAAUAUGCAACCAAAUUCACAACAGCAGCAACAACAGCAGCAACACCCUUCGGCACAUUUGAAUACUUCUAACAAUGAUUAUCUACGAAAUCAUGACGCAAUUAAUAAUUUGCAAAGUAAUUUUACGGAGCUCAAUAUAAAUAAGCCAUCUGGUGGCUAUCAAGGUGCGUCCAAUCAACAAUCCCGUUUAAAUCAAUGGAAGCUUCCAGUAUUAGACAAGGAUAUCAUUAUAAAUCCGGAUAGUUCGGAUUUCUCACGUGCUCCCGGUGCCACGAAGCAAAAUUUGACAAGUAAUUCAAGCAAUGUUAGCUCUUUGGGCUUACAAAAUGAUGGUACUUGGUCAACUGGUCGCAACAUUGCAGACGGUUGGCCCGAUCCCACAUCCGAUAAUGAGAAUAAAGACUGGUCAGUAGUUGCUCAUCAGCAGCCAAGCUCGGCAGCAGCAGCGGCAGCAGCAACUGCCUACACCGAUUUGGUACAAGAGUUCGAGCCGGGAAAACCGUGGAAGGGUUCUCAGAUUAAGAGCAUAGAAGAUGAUCCCAGCAUUACACCUGGUAGCGUGGCACGAUCUCCAUUAUCCAUCAAUCCGACGCCAAAAGAUGCUGACAACAUAUUAUUCAACAAUACUACAACGACAACUACAGGCAAAAACUCACCGACUGACUUGCCGCCAUUAAGUUUAUCGUCAUCAACAUGGAGUUUUAAUCCAAAUCAAAACUUUCCCAGUUGGUCUGACAACACUCAACAAUGCGCUGCCACCUCAGAGCUUUGGACAAGCCCUUUAAACAAAUCUUCGUCGCGGGGUCCGCCGCCCGGAUUGACAGUCGCUACAAAUAAAUCAGGCAACGGUGGCGGAAGCACUACGUCCACGCCCUCUUCAACGGCCAAUGGCUGGCUACAACAGACUCCGCGAAGUGGCGGCGGGACUGCUGUCCAAACAUCAAACACAAGUUGGACUUCCGCUAGUAGCAAUACAUCUGCAUGGGGUUCCAGCUGGCUGCUACUUAAAAAUCUAACAGCUCAGAUUGAUGGCCCUACAUUACGUACAUUGUGUAUGCAGCAUGGUCCCCUUGUAAGUUUUCAUUUGUAUCUGAACCAAGGUAUUGCUUUAUGUAAGUAUACAACGCGCGAGGAGGCCAACAAGGCGCAAAUGGCUUUGAACAAUUGUGUUUUGGCCAACACAACUAUAUUUGCCGAAUCUCCGAGCGAUAACGAAGUGCAGAACAUAAUGCAGCAUUUACCACAACAACAAGGAACUUCUUCCUCGGUAAACUCGAGUGUUGGAAGUAAUACAAGCACCUCAGCUCCAUCCAACAGCAGCAGCGCCAGCAGUAACGGAAAUGGAAACACCGGCAGCGGCAAUGGCAAUAGUAGUAACAGUGGGAACGGAGCCUCUGUCAGCAACUCUAAUUCAAACUCUAGUGUAAACAAUUCGAAUCUACUUAAUUCUGCUGCCGGUGGAGGUGGGAAUGUUUCAAAUGCGUCAAGUAUAACCAGCACAGUAACGAGUUCGGCUAAUGCAGCAAAUAACGGCGGCGGAACUUUAGGAAGUGGAACAACCGUUUCUGGUUCAAAGAAUAGUGGAAACGCUUCUAGCAAUGUAGUUAACAGCAGCAGCACCACCAAUAACUCGCAAUGGCGUCAAACUAGCCAAAAUCAAGCUACAAGACCAUCCGGCCGAGAAGCAGACUUUGACUAUGUAUCUCUCGUUUAUUCCAUUGUUGAUGAUUAAAACUAUCAUCUUUGACUAUAUCCGCAUUCUGUGACUGUAAAACACACACCCAACAAAAGCUUCAAAAUUAUUCAAAAGUAAAGACCAUGUUGUGAAGAAGAAAAAUAUAAAUAUAUAUAUAUAUAAAUAAGUAAAUAUAUAUAUAUAUGGAUCCGACUGAUAGAUGAAAAUGGACUUAGAUUUUUUGUAUGAUGCCCGUAGAUUUAUUUUUCUUCAUCGCGUUCAUAGAGAUCUAAAAAAAAAAAUUGUAUCUGUGUAAGUUAACAUUUAAUCAAAGAUAUAAAAAACAAAAGCUGUCAAAAA